Molecule: messenger RNA, 1877 nt
Organism: Chenopodium quinoa (quinoa)
Lineage: Eukaryota; Viridiplantae; Streptophyta; Magnoliopsida; Caryophyllales; Amaranthaceae
Product: auxin efflux carrier component 1-like
Exons: 6
Coding region: 106-1512 (468 amino acids)
Biological process (GO): auxin polar transport; auxin export across the plasma membrane
Cellular component (GO): endoplasmic reticulum; plasma membrane
Molecular function (GO): auxin efflux transmembrane transporter activity
Source: RefSeq, a predicted model, not a curated record
UUACCUUCUUUACCCAUUUUAUUUAUAGGUACAAAUACAAUACUGAAUCACAAGCUAAGUAACUUUUUCAUCUUACAUUAUUUUUCUCACACAGAAAAAGAUCAGAUGAUAUCCUGGAAAGAUUUAUACAAUGUACUAUCAAAUGUAGUACCUCUUUAUGUAGUAAUGAUUUCAGCUUAUGGAUCAGUAAAAUGGUGGAAAAUAUUUUCACCAAAUGAAAUCUCGGGAAUCAACAGAUUUGUAGCAUUAUUUGCAGUCCCACUUCUUUCUAUCAAAUUUAUCUCAAACAACAAUCCUUAUGCAAUGAACUUCCGCUUCAUCGCAGCAGACACAUUGCAAAAACUUAUAGUCAUAGUAAUCUUGUUUUUAUGGUGUAAGCUGAGUUCAAGAGGGUCUCUUGAAUGGUGUAUCACUCUCUUUUCACUUUCGUGCCUUCCCAACACGCUUGUCGUGGGCAUUCCUUUGUUAGGAGGAAUGUAUGGCCAAGACCUUUCACAAUCUUUAAUGGUGCAACUUUCUGUUAUACAGUUUAAUGUAUGGUUUCCUAUUAUGUUGUUCUUGUUUGAAUAUAGAAGAGCAACAGUUUUCAUCGUUCCUGAUGAGCAAGGGACUGAAAUGAAUACUAAAAGUAGCUCAUCAUCGCUUGAAUGUUCUAAUAAAAUUUGUGAUGUGAGUUUGGAGUUUGAUGAGGAAAGAGAUUUAGAUGUUGGUGUUCUUCCUUCUAGGUCAUCAACCAAGACUAAUGAUCAUGAUAAUGAAGAGAAUUCUUGGCCUACAGGUUUGCUUUCAACUUCUUUUUUAUUUUUUUUUAUAAAAUUUGUCAGAAAUGACAUUUUUUUUUUCACUUCUUUUCAUAUUUACUCAGACAAUCUGAUAGGAGACUUGACACUGACAGAGCCAAGCUCGACAUCGAAGGUCGAAGUCCACGUGGAAACUAUUGUUGAAUGUAAACCCAAACUGACAAACACACUCCCUGUCCCUGCAGCUGGAAGUGUAAUGACAACCAGGCAGAUUUUGAUCAUGGUCUGUAAGAAACUUAUGAGGAAUCCUAACUUCUACUCUAGUGUUCUUGCCUUAACUUGGUCCUUGAUCUCUUUUAGGUGGCAUGUUGAAAUUCCUGCAAUGGUGGCCAAUUCAAUUAAAAUUUUCUCUGAUACAGGACUUGGGAUGUCAAUGUUUAGUCUUGUGUCAAAAUUGAUAGGCUUAUUCAUGGCUUCACAACCUAAAAUAAUUUCUGGUGGGAGUGCAUUAGCUGCCUUAGCUGCAGCCAUGAGGUUCAUUGUGGGACCCACUAUCACGGCGGCUACUUCUUCUGCUAUUGGAUUAAGAGGGACCCUUCUACAAAUUAUCAUUAUGCAGGCAGCUCUACCACAGGCAAUUGUCUCAUUUGUCUUUGCUCAAGAAUACAAUGUUCAUCCUGGUGUUCUUAGCACAGCGGUUAGCUUUGGAAUGUUAAUAUCCUUACCGAUUACACUGGUUUAUUACAUCUUAUUGGGGAUUUGUAUCAAGUGAAGGGACUAUUUGCAGCGCAAGAAUUAAAAACGAAGCUAUUAGACCAUUAGAACACUUAGAUUAUGUACAACGAUUGAACUGAGUACACGUUAACCUUUUAACCAUCUCUAAUAAUAUGGCAUAGCAUAUUUCAAUGUAACAAUAUUUCAGGACAUGUAAAUAUUAGGUACUCCCUUCAAUUCGCUCCCAUCAGAUCGAAAAUCCAACAACAGCUUGGUUUCAUGUGGAGAUGGUUAUGCUGAUUGGAAGAGAGGUAUGAUUCUCGCGGUGUAGAUGGAACUCUUCCUAAGCCAGAUCCUUUAGAUCUUGUGUUUAAGGCAUGGGAGAGGUGUAGUUAUAAUAAGAUCAUCAGCAAUAUUUUUAGA